AAAUCACAAGGUUUUUAUAAACUCGUCAGAGAAUUUGAACACUGUUUUUCGAAGGCCGUUGCUAUUGGAUCCAAACGCGCGCCUUUGCUAACUGCUGCAUGACUUACGAAAAUUGUCCAAGGAAAGAUGAGGUUGAGUCCUAUCUUAGAGAGCAUAAGAUCAAUGAAAUGUUUCAGAAUUUAACUUCUCUGCUGUUUUUUCACCGUCCAGAAAAUCCAAAACAAUUCUUAGCUGAACAACUGCAUUUAUUAAAAGCUGCACGUGAUGAAUACUCUGACCCGCCAUCAUUAUUUACUGAAGCUAAUGCCGAGUCAAUAUUCAAUAUGCUUGAUCCGUGUGAAAAGAACGCUGUCACUGUAGACAGAUAUCAACAUGCCUUAGAAACACUUGGUAUUCAACAGUAUGAUAAGAAAGUCGCCGAAGAUCCAGCUGAAUUGAUCAGUAAAGAUGUGUAUAUGAAAGAAGUUAAAACGGGUUUAAAACAAUUGGCGUCAACCUAUAAAGCUAUUGAACAUUGAAUCGGAAAAUCGGAGGGAGAUUUAUUCUAUGUUGACUGCUCAAAACACCAUUACUACGAAUAAUAAUAAACGUUGAGAAAGGCCUCUACAAAGUAUCAAUC
Trichobilharzia szidati is the source of this 619-nucleotide messenger RNA. NCBI's taxonomy places the organism in Eukaryota, Metazoa, Platyhelminthes, Trematoda, Strigeidida, Schistosomatidae. The record is from the annotation of a GenBank genome assembly.